AUGAGUUCCGUUCUUUUCCCUAUCGAUGAUUUCAACACUAGAAUCUCUCUCAUUCGCUACGGAUCAUCUGCUUUCAUUUCCCAUCGUCUGAAUGAAGAACAGUCCUACUCUAAAAUCAAAGAAAACCUUUUUCGACUGGAGCAUACUUUUGAAGACCAGACGAAUGUUCACUUUGGCCUUCGAAAAGCAAUGACUGAGUUUUCAAGCUGCCCACGUGACGAGAAAAAUCAGAACUCAAAGAAGGCAAUCGUCAUUAUUACAGACGGCGAAUUUACAGAACCGAAACUGGCAGUUGAAGAAUUAAAAAUUGCAAAAUCAAUCGGAGUCGAAAUUUUCAUCCUAGCUGUUGGUGACUUUGAUUUGAACCUUUCUCAUCACGAAAUAGAGAGAACGAUCGACUACAUAAUCCACGUCGAUGAUUUUGAAGAGCUCCUCGAGAAGAUUUUCUUCGUCAAAAAAGCUCAAUUUGAAUGCUUUGAUUAUUUCGAAGAAGAUAAUUUCGAUGAUGACGACAAUGAGCUUGAAGAAGUACAUUUUCGUGAUGCUUGUUUUGGAGAAAAUCCUUGUGAUCAACUUUGUUUCAAUCAAAAAAACUCGGACUUGCCGAAAUGUGCCUGCGAGUUCGGCUACCUCUCUGUUGGAAAUUCCUGCGUCUUGGACUCUUCCUUCAAUCAAUCACAAAUUUCAACAAGCCGAUUGACGGAAAUACGAAAAAAUCUCACAAAUGGAACAAUUGAUAUUUUUCAAAAAGUCGCGAGCGCCCUAAAAAAGCAUAAAGAAGACCUUUUAUUCACUUGGAUUGUUGGAUGCAUUCUAGGGCUGACUUUUGUUGCUGGCAUCGUGCUGUUUAAAAUGUACAAAAAUAGGUCACGUGGCGGCAGAUAUUUUGAAUACUCGUGA
Oikopleura dioica is the source of this 900-nucleotide messenger RNA. The record is from the annotation of a GenBank genome assembly. NCBI's taxonomy places the organism in Eukaryota, Metazoa, Chordata, Appendicularia, Copelata, Oikopleuridae.